Messenger RNA from Megalopta genalis, 1637 nucleotides. RefSeq names its product transmembrane ascorbate-dependent reductase CYB561. The record is from RefSeq and is a predicted model, not a curated record. Gene Ontology annotation, molecular function: oxidoreductase activity. NCBI's taxonomy places the organism in Eukaryota, Metazoa, Arthropoda, Insecta, Hymenoptera, Halictidae.
UACAAUGAAAUUGAAAUAAUUAAUAUUUAUUGUUUGAUUAUAAUCAGUUGCUGUGUUGAUUAAAAGUGCGAUACGUUUAAGCAUCAUAUUGUAUAGAACUACGGAAAAUCGAUAAUUUAUUUGACGUCAUUGGUGCUGUACGUGUGGUACCUGUUGAUUUUCGCUUCAAACUUUCUUGUAGCAAAUCUACAGGUGGAUCAGUCCAAGCAGUAUUGUGUAAAAUAAAGAGCAUUUAGAGUUUUGUUACAUAAAGAAUUUGUUUCAUUUAUUUGUACCAUGGCAGCAGACUAUCCUUAUAAUUAUGAACUGUGUUUAGACAUGGAGCAAAUUGGAGAACAACCCUUAUCUUUAGAGGGUUUUAAACCUCUUACAAUUAUUAUGGAAGUUCUUGGAGCAAUAUUGGUAAUCUUUGUUACUGUUUGGUGUAGCCAUUACAGAGGUGGUUUUGCUUGGAGAUCUGAUCCAAAGUUGGAAUUUAAUUGGCAUCCUUUGUUAAUGGUCAUUGCAUUUGUUUUUCUUUAUGGAAAUGGGAUGUUAAUAUAUAGAACUCAAAGAAACGCCCGAAAAAAUCGCCUGAAGUUAAUUCAUGGUGGCUUGAUGUUAUUCAUAAUUGUAUUAAUAAUAAUUGCUCUAGUUGCUGUGUUUGAUAGUCACAACUUAAGUCCAACACCAAUACCAAACAUGUACAGUCUUCAUAGCUGGGUUGGGCUUACUAGUGUAAUUUUGUUCUGCUGUCAGUGGCUCGCUGGCUUUGUAUCUUUCUUCUAUCCUGGAUUACAUGUUCCACUACGUUCAUCCUACAUGCCUAUUCAUAUAUACUUUGGGAUUGCAGGUUUUGUUGGUGUAAUUGCUUCCUGUCUUAUAGGACUAAAUGAAAAAGCCUUUUUUGCAUUGCAGGAUGAUUACUCGAAGCUUGUAAGCGAAGCAGUUGUGAUUAAUAUAAUUGGACUUCUAUUAAUUCUCUUUGGUGGAUUGACCAUUUAUAUAGUAACACAGGAACGAUACAAGCGUCUUCCCAAAGCCGAGGAUGAAUCUCUAGUUAGAGGAAGAAGUCAGUAAAUAUUGAUGUUGCUACAAAACUGUAAAAACAUAUCUGAAUUCUGUAAGCAUAAUUCUAGGUACAUUUAUGUAUGGUACAUCAACCAAAUCUUCAAUAUUUUUAUAUUAUUUUACUGUUACUACUAACAUUUGCAAAAACUGUACUUUUAACAUACAAUGUGAAUUGGUUUAUGGCUUACAUAUUGAAUCAUACCUAAUGUGAAUUCUAUAUCGCUUACAAGACUAUUCAAAGUUUUACAGUAUGUGUUUCUUGCACAUUAACCAUGGUGCUAUUUUAUGCUUCUAUCUACUCAAUAUGGGAGGAAUGUUGAAUCUAGUUCUGAAACUAGUCUUAUGUUACUAAUAUUGUUUUCCACGAAUAUUUUUCUUUUAAUAUGUCUUUUAUAUAUAUGUUAUAUUUUUUUUAUAUGUUCAUAAUGUUGAACAGAAUGUUCGAAGUUUGUUUACUUCUAUACUUAUACAAGUAUUGAUGUAUAAAAGCUCUGUGACUCUACAAAGAUUGUGCAUUAUACUGUGAUUAUCAAAAUGAAUGUACUUAUUGUCAAAAAUAUAUAAUUGCACAUAUAUCUUUCAAGCAA